AUGAAGGUGAUUGCUGCUUACUUGCUCGCUCGAUUGGGAGGGAACACCGAUCCUUCUGCCGAUGACCUGAAGAGAAUUUGCGGAGCAGUUGGAGCUGAGAUUGAUGGAGACAGACUUGAGUUGUUCUUCUCCCAAGUCGAUGGAAAAAAUAUCGAUGAGCUAGUUGCAUCCGGAAAAGAGAAGUUGGCACUUGUGCCUUCCAGCGAUGACACUAGUGCUGCAGCUCCUCCUGCUGUUGUUGAGGAGACUAAGGAAGAGAAGGUUGAAGAAGAAGAAGAAGAAGAGGACGACUUUGAUGGACCUUUCAGCCUCUUCGGCCCUGACAACUAA
Fragaria vesca subsp. vesca is the source of this 330-nucleotide messenger RNA. RefSeq names its product 60S acidic ribosomal protein P2-4-like. Gene Ontology annotation, cellular component: cytosolic large ribosomal subunit; ribosome. The transcript has a single exon. NCBI's taxonomy places the organism in Eukaryota, Viridiplantae, Streptophyta, Magnoliopsida, Rosales, Rosaceae. The record is from RefSeq and is a predicted model, not a curated record. Gene Ontology annotation, molecular function: structural constituent of ribosome. The coding region runs from base 1 to 330 and encodes 109 amino acids. Gene Ontology annotation, biological process: cytoplasmic translational elongation.